Vicia villosa (hairy vetch) is the source of this 582-nucleotide messenger RNA. Its product is annotated as subtilisin-like protease SBT3.6. Bases 41 to 430 code for a protein of 129 amino acids. The transcript is spliced from 3 exons. NCBI's taxonomy places the organism in Eukaryota, Viridiplantae, Streptophyta, Magnoliopsida, Fabales, Fabaceae. The record is from RefSeq and is a predicted model, not a curated record.
UACAAUAAAUAAGACCAAAAAACGAAAACAAAAUUCCGACAUGAACCUUUUCUCGUUCAAAUCCUCUCAACCCCUAACCUCGUUCCUUAUCAUCAUCUUCGCACUUCUUCCUCUGAUUAUCAUCGCCAUGUCGGAUUCCGUCAAUUCCGAUUCUUCGUCUUCUUCUGCUCCCGCGGUUCACAUCAUCUACACGGAAAAGCCCCAGGAAGAGGAGCCUGAGGCUUACCACAUCCGAACCCUCACUGCGGUUUUUGGCAGUGAGGAGGCUGCAAAGGAUGCCUUGUUGUAUAGCUACAAGAAUGCAGCUUCUGGCUUUUCUGCUAAGCUUACUCCUGAUCAGGUUGCUCAAAUUUCGAAGCAACCAGGUGUUCUUCAAGUUGUUCCAAGCCAGACAUAUCAGCUCCAUUCAGGACCAAAUAAGUUGCACUAGAGAAUCUAUCUUCAUUUGAAGGCGAAUGUGGGUCUAAACUGUUAUAACUAUAUAUCUUGUGUAAACUCACCCAAAAAUAUUAUCUACGCCAUGUAUUAACAAGUUUGCCUCAGACUGCGCAUAUAUCAAUAAAAAAACAUGGGUUUAUAAUA